AUGGAGCAGCAAGUUAAGUUAUUUACUCGAGAGGAGUUAAAGUGCCGCAACACGCGCGACGAUGCAAUCCUCAUCAUUCACAAUGGUGUCUACGAUGUUACAAAGUUUCUGGAUGAGCAUCCCGGCGGCGAAGAGGUGUUGCUGGAGAAGGCGGGGCUCGACGCUACGGAACCUUUCGAAGAUGUCAGUCACAGCUCCGACGCGAGGUCGCUGAUGGCGAAGUACAAGAUCGGUGAGCUAGUGGAGGCUGACCGCAUACAGACCAAAGCAGCGUUUGCCCCUCAGUGGAGCAACGACCAGCCAAAGGAGCAGGGCAAUGUGUGGAGCGCGUGGCUGGUGCCUUUGGCGCUGGCGGUGGCCGCGACGAUCCUCUACCGGUACCUGUUCGCG
Messenger RNA from Iphiclides podalirius (scarce swallowtail), 390 nucleotides. NCBI's taxonomy places the organism in Eukaryota, Metazoa, Arthropoda, Insecta, Lepidoptera, Papilionidae. The record is from the annotation of a GenBank genome assembly.